ACAUCGACGUUUACCAAUUCACUUUCACUUCUUUGAUUCUCACGUCCUCCAAAUAGCAUGGCUUCUGUCUGUGCCCUAGACGAACCUCUCCAAUACCCCCCUGCUCGCAGAGACGACUCAGUCAUCGAUGACUAUCAUGGAGUCAAGAUUGCUGACCCUUACCGAUGGCUUGAAGAUCCUGAUGCGGAAGAAGUGAAAGAAUUUGUGGAGAAACAGGUUCGAUUAACAGAUUCUGUGCUUAAAAAAUGCGAAACUAGAGGGAAGCUUAGUGAAACGAUUACCAAGCUAUUUGACCAUCCUCGUUAUGAGGCUCCUUUUAGACAAGCCAAUAAGUACUUUUACUUCCACAACACUGGGCUUCAGCCACAGGACAUUCUAUAUGUGCAGGACAGUUUGGAGGGAGAACCAGAGGUUUUGCUUGACCCCAAUGCGUUAAGUGAAGACGGAACCGUCUCACUGAGCACACUGUCGGUGAGCGAAGAUGCCAAGUACUUGGCUUAUGCGCUUAGUUCAAGCGGUAGCGAUUGGGUGACUAUAAAAGUAAUGCGAAUUGAGGACAGGAAUGUAGAGCCUGAUACUUUAUCAUGGGUGAAGUUUUCCUCAAUUAGUUGGACACAUGAUAGCAAAGGUUUCUUUUAUAGCCGCUAUCCAGCACCCAAAGAUGGAGAAGUAGCAGAUGCUGGGACUGAAACACACGCUAACCUGCAUCAUGAGUUCUAUUAUCAUUUUUUGGGUACAAAUCAAUCAGAUGAUGUUUUGUGCUGGAGAGAUCCUGAAAACCCUAAAUAUUCGUUUCAAGGAAGUGUUACUUAUGAUGGGAAGUAUGUUCUUCUUCAUAUUGAAGAAGGGUGUGAUCCAGUCAACAAACUUUACUACUGUGAUUUGUCCACACUUGCUAAUGGGCUGGAAAGCUUUCGGAAUCAAAAUUCCCUCCUUCCAUUUGUCAAACUUAUUGAUAAUUUUGACGCACAAUAUGAAGCCAUUGCAAAUGAUGACACUAUGUUUACAUUUUUAACUAAUAAAGAUGCUCCAAAAUAUAAACUAGUCCGAGUAGAUUUGAAAGAACCAACUUCUUGGGUUGAUGUUCUCCAUGAGUCUGAAAAAGAUGUACUUGAGUCAGCAUGUGCUGUAAAUGGUGAUCAACUCAUAGUGAGUUAUUUGAGUGAUGUGAAAUAUAUUCUACAAGUAAGAGACUUAAAAGCAGGUUCCUUGCUACAUCAAUUACCAAUUGACAUCGGCACAGUUUCUGGAAUUUCUGCUCGGCGUGAAGAUAGUGUGGUUUUCAUUAACUUUACAAGCCUUUUAACUCCUGGUAUCAUCUACCAGUGCAACCUGGGAACAGAGAUCCCUGAUAUGAAGAUAUUCCGUGAAGUUGUUGUCCCUGGGUUUGAUCAGUCUGAGUUUCAUGUUAAUCAGGUUUUUGUGCCUAGUAAAGAUGGUACCAAGAUCCCAAUGUUCAUUGUUGCCAGAAGGAAUAUUAUUUUGGAUGGUUCACACCCUUGUUUGUUAUAUGGAUAUGGUGGUUUUAAUAUCAGUAUUACACCAUAUUUCAGUGUCAGUCGCAUUGUACUCACAAGACAUUUAGGGGUUGUUUACUGCAUAGCAAAUAUCCGUGGUGGUGGAGAAUACGGAGAGGAAUGGCAUAAAGCAGGCUCCCUUGCAAGAAAGCAGAAUUGCUUUGAUGACUUCAUUUCGGCAGCAGAAUACCUUGUAUCUACUGGUUAUACUAAUCCCAGAAAGUUAUGCAUUGAAGGUGGAAGCAACGGUGGACUUCUUGUUGGUGCUUGUAUAAAUCAGAGGCCUGAUUUAUUUGGCUGUGCACUUGCCCAUGUUGGUGUUAUGGACAUGCUACGGUUCCACAAAUUUACCAUAGGUCAUGCUUGGACCUCAGAUUAUGGUUGUUCAGAUACGGAGGAAGAAUUUCAUUGGCUAAUUAAAUAUUCACCCUUACAUAAUGUCCGGAGACCGUGGGAACAUCAUCCAGGUCAGUCAAUUCAGUAUCCAUCAACCAUGUUGUUGACAGCUGAUCAUGAUGAUCGUGUUGUGCCACUGCACACAUUGAAGCUAUUGGCGACCAUGCAGUAUGUCCUCUGUAGGAGCUUGGAAAGAAGUCCUCAGACAAACCCUAUUAUUGGUCGCAUUGACUGCAAGGCUGGACAUGGAGCGGGUCGUCCAACACAGAAAAUGAUCGAUGAAGCUGCUGAUCGAUUCAGUUUUAUGGCUAAAAUGUUGAAGGUGCAUUGGAUUGAAUAGAGACCACUCUCAAUCACAGGUUAGAAUAAUAAUGGAUUAAUUUCAGACCAUACCUGUGAACCAUUUUAUUUCUGUUUUCUUCUACUCUUCGACCAAGGAAAUACCUUGAACAUGAAAUAAUCUGAGAAGUGGCCUGUGGGGGUUAGAUUAUAAGUUAUUAAUGCUACUACCGUGCCGAUUGAAUUGUCAAUCAAAUUUAAUUGGUGUUGGGUUCACAGUACAUAAAAAUAAUAGUUUCCUAAAUGUUGAUUCUUAAGGGUUUGGUAUGGUAUAUAACGAUAUUAUUAUGCGCGUUGUUAGUAAGAUUGUUAAGCUUUUAUUUUUUAUUUUAUAAUAAAUGUUUUUACAAACUGGCACAACGUUUAAUAAAUACGGUAAAAUACAAGUACCCAAGUAAACAAAUUUUAUAUACUGCAAGGCAUAGUGCCAUAUAAAAUGUAAAUCACCAUCGGGUUGUGUAUUGUCUUCUGCUUUACUUUUGCAUUGAGAUACUCCAUCAAUCUUGUAUGCUACUACUUUGAUAAAAAAUAAAAAAUGUUGGUUUAAUUAAGCUUCUUGUCGCUAUAAAAGUUCAUACAUUUGAAAUUAGUCUCUUAAAAAAUUUAAUCUCAUGAGUGACUAAAUAAUUCUUGUUAAGUGUUAGCUAUCAGAUUUUAAACCUAACUUUGUCGCAUGUCAAGAACUUGGCAUACUAUUAUCCUAAUUAGAAUAUUAUUAUUUUAAUAAUCAAUUUUAUGUUGUCACUUGAGUUUCAUUUGCUCUUUGACGUGUUAUACCAAACAUCAAAGACAACAUAUGAAUGAGACAUACAAACAUGGGAAUAUGCAAAGUAUCCCGUAAAGUAGAUUGGAAUUGAAGGUUGGAUCACAAAAGAGGUCAAGAAAUAUAAGGCUGUGACAGAGAUUUAAAGGCGUAAUGAUCAUUCUGAGUCAGGCUGUUGUCAGGAAAAUUAGAGCAAUCUACCUUCGUCUUCUUUCAUAUUGUUGUAUCAAGAUUUCACAUCUUUUUCCAUGCUAUUGUAUUAAGAUUACAAAUUUUCCGGACAAGAAUGACUCAAUGUUUGAAAACUUCAG
Abrus precatorius (Indian licorice) is the source of this 3326-nucleotide messenger RNA. Its product is annotated as prolyl endopeptidase-like. Gene Ontology annotation, biological process: proteolysis. Gene Ontology annotation, molecular function: oligopeptidase activity; serine-type endopeptidase activity. The coding region runs from base 58 to 2253 and encodes 731 amino acids. The transcript is spliced from 12 exons. Gene Ontology annotation, cellular component: cytosol. Lineage: Eukaryota; Viridiplantae; Streptophyta; Magnoliopsida; Fabales; Fabaceae. The record is from RefSeq and is a predicted model, not a curated record.